UUCAAUUAUUUUCAGUUUAUGAAUUCAUUUUGUUAUAAUUUCUAGCUAUUAACGCAACUUCAUAUUAUUUCAGCCUCCAAUUAUAUACACGCUGUAUCGCUACCCGUUGUACACCAUAGUUUUCGAAUUGAUGGCUUCUGUUUACUUUAAUCCAAACAUUUAAGUGCAUCUUGAAUGAAAUGUAUUUCAAAAAGCCGCCGAAAAAUAUGUUUAGAAACUUUGAUAUUUGAUGCAUCAUUAAUUGAAAGUGUGAUCGGUGUUUUCCUGCAUUUAAUAACUUCUUUUCGGAUGAAGCUGGAAUAUGGUUGCUCGUAUUUUAUUGCUUUAAAGUGGACCUAAAUUAUCUGGGUUAUGUCACUAGUUGACUUGGGUAAAAGACUCUUGGAGUCUGCCAAGAAUGGAGAAACUGAAGAAGUUAGGCUAUUAAUGACAAAUGGUGCUCCUUUCACUACAGACUGGCUGGGCACAUCUCCCUUACAUAUGGCAGCUCAGUUUGGACAUGUAGAAACAGCUGAAGUUCUUUUAAGAGCCGGCAUCAGUCGAGAUGCCCGUACCAAAGUUGACCGGACACCUCUGCACAUUGCUGCGCAAGAAGGGCACCUUGAUAUUGUUAUGCUCCUUAUAAGUCAUGGAGCCGAAGUUGAUGCCAAAGACAUGCUUAAAAUGACGCCCUUGCAUUGGGCAGUUGAACGUGGCCAUUAUGAAGUUGUAAAGACGUUGCUUGGUAAUGCAGCCGAUGUCAAUGCAUUGAGUAAAUUUGAAAAAACUCCUCUUGACAUAGCUGAUGACAAUGAUGACAAAGAAUUACUAGAACUUUUAACUCAACAUGCAGCUAACUCUGGUUCAGUGAAAGUGGUCCCUCAAACGAAAACAAAAGUUAUUUCAAUUGAUCCAGCUACUUUGAACUCUCCUGUACAAACUAUAAAAACAAAUGUGCCUGUUUUGAUAAAAUCAGAAAUGCUAUCUACCUCAGAACUCAAAAAUGCCAUAAACAAAACUGUUUCCUCCUCUGUCCAUUCCAUUCCUCAAAUAACAUCAGUAGCUACUACUUCAGCCAUCGGCAGUACCAUUCCCAGUUUACCAAAAACUGCUGCGAUACCUAAACCUGUGUUUCUUCGGGGAAAUUUGGCAAGCAUUCAGAAAGCAGCUACUGCAAACACAAGUGCAAAAGUGGUUUUGUCAAGUGAUUCUGAAGAAGGUGAAUCUAGUGAACAAAGCUGUACAAAUGUGCUUGCAACUUUAGCUGCUUUAGCAGAGGCUACAGCUCCAAAUGCAACAAUAUCAACAUCUGAAGCAUUACAGUGGUUAGAAAUGAAUGGUAUUACUAUGUUACCUACAGAUAAUAGCACUGUUGUUGCUUCAGCUUUAGAAGGAGGUCAAACAGUGUCUUUAACAGAAGCUGGUAAGCUUGCCUUAACCUGGGUGAAAGAGCAUGGACAUUUAAAUAAUAAUUCUAUAGACGUUUCAUCAACACUUUCUGAAGUAUCUGAAAAUGUUGUUACAACCACCUUACCAUCUUCAACUACCCAGAAAGUCAUUACCAUUGUGACAGACCAGACACGGAUACCGUCCAUCAUAUCAUCUCCUCAAACUCCUAUUGUUGUCCUCAGUACGCCUGUUGCAAACAGUGCUGUGGAUUCCAACUCUUCUGUUAAAAAAUUGAAGCUUAGUCCAAAAGAUGAUGUAAAGUUUGUAAUCAAUGGCAAUACUGUUAAUGCAGAUUCAUCUGUUGACGAUGAAAGACUGAAACUGAAAAAAGAGCUUGAGAAAGCAAAAAGACAAGCUGAGCUUUAUAAAGCACAAUUCCUGCAGAAAGAGCAUGAAGCAGAGCAAUACAAGAGAGAAUUAGAGCAAAUGAGGACUUGUCCAAGGGUGAACCAAUAACAUUGGUUGUGGGGAAAAUUUCUUUCGCUUGCGUCUUGUAUAUUAUAAGUGUUAUCACUUUUGUAAAUAUUGUACUAACAUUAUUCGCUCCUUUCAUCGAGUUUGUGCAAUCAUUUUUAC
Molecule: messenger RNA, 2004 nt
Organism: Uloborus diversus
Lineage: Eukaryota; Metazoa; Arthropoda; Arachnida; Araneae; Uloboridae
Gene: Atac3
Product: GA-binding protein subunit beta-1-like
Exons: 11
Coding region: 352-1884 (510 amino acids)
Molecular function (GO): protein binding
Source: RefSeq, a predicted model, not a curated record